UUUCAGUUUAUAUCAGAGAGCUCAAUGGAGUCUUUUGAAGAACCCAGUCAGAUUAGAAGGAAUAACUUAUUAGAAGUUCCUGCUUUAAAUGACUCUCUUUCAGAAGAUGAAGCUAUUGAAGGUACCCUUAAGCGUCAUUUCUCCCCCCUUCCCCGAAGGCGGAAUUCUGCUUCUUCAGAAGAUAUGGAACCAGAACCUCCAUCUGCCAUUGCAAGAAAAGUUUCAUUUGCUGAUGCAUUCGGCUUUAAUCUUGUGUCUGUUAAAGAGUUUAAUACCUGGGAUGUUCCAAUCACAUCACAAAACGAUGACUUAGAAGUUAAAGUUUUAACUGCGGAGGAAUAUUUUCUCUCUCCUCUGUUUAUAUUACCUGCCUCACAAGAAGACCUUUUGCAAAAAGUGCGUGUACAGAAAGUACUGCUAGAGUCAAUUGAAUUCCUACCUGGGAUAACAUGUAUGAAGGGCAUUAUUCGAGUUCUAAAUGUAUCUUUUGAAAAGUUGAUAUACGUGAGAAUGUCACUGGAUGACUGGCUAACUUACUAUGACAUCUUAGCAGAAUAUGUGCCUAAUUCUUGUGAUGGUGAAACUGACCAGUUCUUCUUUAAGAUUUCAUUGGUUCCUCCUUAUCAGAGAAAUGGAGCUAAAGUUGAGUUCUGUAUACGUUAUGAGACAUCUGUUGGUACAUUCUGGGCAAACAACGAUGACAAAAAUUACAUACUACUCUGUCAUAAGAAAGAAACUGUGCAGGAGGUGGAUGAUGCAUCUCACGAAGAGGCUACUGACAAAUACAUCAAAGGUUGCUUAAAGACAUCGCUAAGCAGCAAAGAAGAAAUAUUGGCGCUAUCUGAUGAAGACAUAUGGAAUAAUUCAAGGACUUCAGAGGCAAACAUCCCCCAAAUUGUUUAUUCACAUGAGAAGGACAAAGACAUUGAACUGCGUCAUGAAAAUGAAAAAGAUAUAAAUGUUGAAUGCAGUGAAGAUAAUAAGGAAGAUAAUGAAAAAGAAUUAGAGUUGCUGCUAAGUCAGCAGUUCACAAGAACUAGAAGUACUUUUUCCAGAGAUGAAAGGAAUUUAUACACAACAGAGCCAGUUAAUUUUCCAAAUGAAGCCCAGGGACUGGAGAAUAAGCUAACACUUAUGGAAACAGGCACUGACUUGCUCAGGCAGCCUGUGCCUAUCAGUUCCCCUUCAGAAAAUACUUUAGAAGAGCUAGGAGAAGAAUUACAUGAUAACAAAAAGUAUUCCAUAAGAUAUGAUUAUAGUCAGCCAUUAGCAGAGGAACUUACUGCAGGCACUGUAAACAAUAGUAAGCAGCCUUUGGAAUGCAUUGGUACCAGUGAAACGCUGUUAUCACAGGAAUAUUUGCCUGGAACAAUGCAAAAUGUGACUAUCCAUAUUAAAGACACUGUCUUAAGCAGACAAGGAAUGAGCCAUGUAGAUAUUUCAAAAGGUGAAACAGAUAGUGCCUCAGGAAGCGAAAUGAUGGAGCGGUUAUUCAUCAGUGACGAUGAUGCUGAUAUCUACAAAGAGGCCUGUGAAAUGAGACCAGAAACAAUUUCUUCAGAGCAUGAUGAAUCAAUGCAAUUAAAUACAUGCGUAACUGAAGCACUGGAAGACAAUGCUAAUCCAGCUCCAGAGCGACACAUUCUGCAAACAUCUCACCUAAAGCUAGCUUCAGUAUUGCCAGACAGUGACAAAUAUGAAGAAAAGGGGGGGAUGAUUUUAAGCAAAGAUCAGGUACAUUUAAGAGGAGAUAUAUAUGCUGAGGCUUUUGCACAUUCUGAUAUCUCAAUAGAUUGCUCAAAAAGCCCGUAUACAGAAAAAGAAGUUGUGGUGAAAGUAUCAAAGAAAGACUAUAACACUGAUAUAGGAAAAGAGGAGGAAGAAAUCAAGUUAAAUGAGUUAGGACUAACUAAAGAGCAGGAGAGUGUUGACACCAUAGCUCCGAAACUUUUUAGUGUUCAGGGAAAAUAUAUUACUGACACAAAAACCACAACAUUGCCAUCAGCGUCAGAUAAUAAACAUGAAGCCAAGCCUUCACAAGCAGAAGACCGGAUGAUUUCCCAUGUAGCUGAUGAAAGAAGAGCUGAAGACACUCAUGAAUUCAAAGAGUUUACUUGGCUAAAAGAUAGGGGAAGCUCUGACAAUAGAAGUCGAGGAAAAGAAAUCACAAGCUCUGUUGAAGGCAAACAAAGGAAAGAGGAAUAUAGUGAGUUAAGUGAUAACUUGGGGAAAACAGACAGUAGGUACACUGAUGCCACUCAGAGCAAAAUGACUACUUUCCCUACUUGUUACCCAGUCUUUGCAGUGGCAACUGGCAAAGCAAGAGCUACAAGUAUUAUGUUACUGAACCCAGAGGAUACGCUUGAUACUAAGGAGAAUGAUCAUAAGCUUUUUGAGGAACGAAUGUACAGCCAAGAUAAUUUCCCAACAAACAAAAAUAUUUUGGAGACAGAUGCUUGUCAACUUCAAAUUGAGAAAUCAGACAGCAUGGUUACAGAUGAUCAGAGCAGGGUAGUGUGUGAAAAUUGGAGUGUUUCAGGAAGCCAAACAGUAGAAAGAGAGAGUGAGAUAAAUAGAACAGAACAGAUUAAAGAUGGUGAAAUCAUGUUUGGAAUGAGGAAUAAGACAAGGUAUUUGAAUGUUACUCCCACAGAAGAAUUGUUUACCUGCCAAGAGACAGUGAGGUGUGAAAAGUCUUCUGUAGCUGAACAUGGUAAUACAGAGGAAGCAGAAGCAGGUACAGCUUAUAUAAUUAAAACAACAUCAGAAAGUGUUUCAGAAAAAAUGUCUGCUAGUGAAAAAGCAGUAAUUGCUAAGCUACCUCAAGAGACUGCAGUAAGUGACAGGCCCACAGAGGAAAAGGAAACAGCGUUUGAUACACAUGAAGGGAGAAAUGAUGGUUCACAUUAUACUCUUUGUCAACGCAAUACAGUGGGUGUAUUAUAUGACACCGAAUUUGAAAAGGAAUCAGUUUUAGAUAUUUAUAAUGCACACGUACGUGAAACACUGCAAGGCGAAAUGAUGUCUGUAUGCAAUACCAAGGAAAAAGUUUCCAAAGCAGAACAUGACAUUGGAAAUAAUCCACCUGUAGAGAAAACAUUACGGGCUUCUGCUAUAGAAGGAAAAGAAGGUUUGGAGCAGGAUUUAUAUUCAGAAGAAUCACUGAAAGCUCCCACAAAUCCCGAGCAGCGUCUCUACAGUGAUGAAGCUGAAGAAUAUAAGGAAAAAACCAUUUUGGGAACACUUUUCCAUUCAGAUGCCAAAGGUGAAACAAAACCACCACCCUCUGAUACAAAUAUUGUGCCCAGUUGUCAUUAUGAAAGCUCUCCAGCGACAACUUCUGAAGAGUCUAUUGAGGUGGUUACUGCUGAGGUAGAAAAUACAGAACAUCCAUAUACAGCCCCUGCAUUCAACUCCAUUGCCAAUAUUUCUGCUGAGUCAGGAUAUUAUUUCAACCUACCAAGCGAAAUGACAUGUAUUAAUAAAAACAUGUUGACUUCAAGUGAUGAAAGAGAAAGGAAUAUAGGCCAGUGUUUCCAUCAAAUAGAGUUCAGACAAAAGGAGUCAUUAGGGCCAAUGAUUUUAAUUAGUGAGCCUACUGAAGAAAUAGAAGAGACAAGCUCUAAAUCUGAAGGUUUAAUAACUGAGGGAAAAAUAUUAAACUGGCCUGAUGACUCAGAGCACGAAAACCAGCACAUUUCUGAUUCUUCAGAUAUUUCUGACCAGAAAAGCGAAGCACAUAGUUUACCUAGUGAGUCUCUAGUUUUAAAGCAUAUUAGUUACAGAAUCUUUUAUUUCCUCCUGUUUGUUGUAUUUGUUGUAACAAUCUACCACUAUGAUAUAACGGUUUGCUUUGCACUCUAUCUGUUUUCCUUGUAUUGGCUAUACUGGGAGGGAGGAAGACACAAGGAGUCUGUCAAAAAGGAGUAACAUUAAGUUUCAUUGUCUACAUACUGUACUUAAGGUUUGAGGUUGAUUACUUUCCCCCACCCUAAAGCAUUUUAAUUGUUAAAAGGAAAUAUUCAUUGUUAGAACCAGAGCAAGUUUUCUCUUGAAGCAUCUGUUUAAAAGGAAUACAGCUGAAGUUUGCUCCUUCAUAUAAUUAUUCUAUAUAGGAACAUUAUGGUUGGAUCAUUAAAUAUCUAUAUGAAUAUGAGAUCUGAAACACAUCAAGUUAAAAUUAAGUGCAGAUGUUGCUCCUUAGCAGGUUGUGAGGUUGCAAUGCUUCAUAUCUCUCCAGUACUUAAAAACACCAUUUCUUGCAUUAAUUUCUCUUGCAGUAAAGCUUCAUAUUUUUUUCUGAGUUUUUCUAAGGUUUUAUACAGUAGAUAACAGGGGAAUGGCAUUAUGACUAAGUAAUAUGACUUUAAUAUUGAUUUUGCAAUUGGUGAUCUACUACUGUAAUUAACCAACACAUUUUGGGAGAUGAAAUCUGUUGGUAGAUUGAACAGUUCUUUCGGUUUUUUAUUUCAUUGUUUUAAGUUAGUGCAAUAAUAAUAUCCAUAUCUGAAAAUGUCAAGCUCAGACUCCCGUAACAUUAUGUAACUUUGUGUACGUAAUACUUCAGCAGAAUAUAUUAGUGGCUUUCAUACUACCGAGCUGAAGAAUACAGCUAUGAGACUGUUAUCAUUUAUGUGCACAAACAUUUAUAGAUGGGUUGUCUUCAAAUAAUAUUUAUAUAUUUUUUGUAAAUGAAAACUGUGUAACAUGACUGAAAAAUUUAAUUGAAUUCAAAAUUAUUCCAGAUAGACCUUUUGAAUGAUGUUUUUCAUCAGUGUUGUUUAAGAAAGGCAUUCAUAUCUUCAAAGCAUUAAAUAAAUAAAAAAGAGUGAGUGAUUU
Messenger RNA from Gopherus flavomarginatus (Mexican gopher tortoise), 4839 nucleotides. It is a transcript of the gene PPP1R3A, whose product is annotated as protein phosphatase 1 regulatory subunit 3A. Bases 25 to 3930 code for a protein of 1301 amino acids. Gene Ontology annotation, cellular component: protein phosphatase type 1 complex. Gene Ontology annotation, biological process: regulation of glycogen biosynthetic process. The record is from RefSeq and is a predicted model, not a curated record. The transcript is spliced from 4 exons. NCBI's taxonomy places the organism in Eukaryota, Metazoa, Chordata, Testudines, Testudinidae. Gene Ontology annotation, molecular function: protein phosphatase 1 binding; glycogen binding.